CUCCAUUGUUGACUGUUUCUUUCGCAACCCGGCCGUCCAUAAGAUCCGGGAUCGCACAACUCGAAUACCACAGCUAAAAAAUCCCACUUCUCUCUUUUGUUUUCUGUUUUUGAUUCACCUAUGCUUUCUUUUUCCACAUGAUCGACGCCAUUUCUCCACCGCUCCCAACCUCCACGCCGGGCGCCGGAAGGUUCCGUAUCCCGAAUCGCCGCUCGGUUCGCUUCUUUAACUUGGGGUUUCCGCUGUGGACCCGGAAACUGAACUGGCUAUACCAUGAGCGGAUGCAGAUGUCGUGGGUUCGGAGCAUGAGCGGCGGUUGCUUCAAGAGCAUGGAGCCGCCUCCUAAACCGGGGAUCAAAAUCGAAGAAGACAGUGGCGAACAAGACGUUUUCAACGCCGACGCCAUGGGCUCCAAGGUUUCGCCCGAACAUCUUGUCAUUAUGGUCAAUGGCCUCGUUGGAAGUGCUGCUGAUUGGAGAUUUGCUGCUGAACAGUUUGUGAAGAAGCUCCCAGACAAAGUAACAGUACAUCGCAGUCAAUGCAACUACUCAAAAUUGACAUUUGAUGGUGUUGAUAUGAUGGGUGAAAGGCUAGCUCAAGAGAUAUUAGGUGUUGUGGAACUUAGGCCAGAUGUACGGAAGAUAUCUUUCGUGGCUCACUCUUUAGGUGGUCUUGUUGCAAGAUAUGCUAUAGGGAGGCUCUAUGAGCAUUCUUCAAAGUUGGGUCAAUCAGGUCAUGUGAACUCUUUAAAUUUUAGGGACACAAUUUCUUCAAUUCAAUACCUUCAGCAGCAUUGUCAAGACAGAAUUGCUGGACUGGAACCAAUGAAUUUUAUAACGUUUGCAACACCACAUCUCGGUUCAAGGGGACAUAAACAGCUUCCGCUUCUUGGUGGUCUUCCUUUUCUUGAGGAAAGAGCAUCUCAGACUGCACACUUGGUUGUUGGAAGGUCUGGAAAGCAUCUAUUUCUCACCGACAAUGAUGAGGGAAAACUCCCUCUUCUUCUGAGGAUGGUUGAUGAUGGUGAUGACCUGAAAUUCAUAUCAGCAUUACGUGCAUUUAAGCGACGUGUGGCAUAUGCAAAUGCAAACUACGACCAUGUGGUUGGUUGGAGAACAUCAUCAAUCCGGCGUCAGAAUGAACUUCCAGAGUCAAAUCUUCUUGUAAUAGAUGAGAAGUAUCCACAUGUUGUAUAUAUUGAGAGGGAAACUACAAAGAAGAUCCAAAACCAAGGUUUCCGUAUUGCUGGAGCCCUAACAACUGAUAUUGAAGAGGUGAUGAUUCAAGGCCUCACUCAAGUACCCUGGGAACGUGUUGAUGUAAGCUUUCAAAAAAGUAAACAGCGAUACGUUGCGCAUAAUACGAUUCAGGUAAAGAGCUACUGGUUCAAUUCUGAUGGAAGAGAUGUCGUUUUCCAUAUGAUCGACCAUUUCCUAAUCUAAUCCCGGAAGCUGUGGUGUCUGCGGCUUCCGGUACUUUAUCAACAGGUGAGCUCACUUAUUAUUAUUGUGCAAUAUGCUCAGUCGUCCCACAUGAGAAUGAACGUUGUGGACCUGUGGUGUAUUUGUUCUAUUGGUGUGGAAACAUUGUCAAUAUUGUAAAGUCUCGUGACCUGUCCAUAUAAGUUCCUUUCUCUUGUUUCUUUCAUA
This is a messenger RNA of Hibiscus syriacus, 1649 nucleotides long. RefSeq lists its product as uncharacterized. The transcript is spliced from 10 exons. NCBI's taxonomy places the organism in Eukaryota, Viridiplantae, Streptophyta, Magnoliopsida, Malvales, Malvaceae. Bases 138 to 1442 code for a protein of 434 amino acids. The record is from RefSeq and is a predicted model, not a curated record.